Molecule: messenger RNA, 705 nt
Organism: Miscanthus lutarioriparius
Lineage: Eukaryota; Viridiplantae; Streptophyta; Magnoliopsida; Poales; Poaceae
Source: the annotation of a GenBank genome assembly
AUGGUGAAGCUGACUAUGAUAGCACGUGUCACUGAUGGCCUUCCAUUGUCGGAGGGAUUAGAUGAUGGUCGGGAUCUCAAGGAUGCUGACUUCUACAAGCAGCAAGCAAAACUGUUGUUCAAGAACUUGUCAAAAGGGCAGCAUGAGGCAUCAAGGAUGUCAAUUGAGACUGGACCAUACCUUUUCCAGUAUCCUAAAUCUUUACUCAUUCACAAUAUUCUUUGUUCCACAAUUUCUCAUUUGGAAAUAGGCCGUGUGUGCUAUUUGACUCUGUGUGAUCGUUCUUAUCCCAAGAAACUUGCAUUCCAAUAUCUCGAAGAUCUCAAAAACGAAUUUGAGAAAGUCAAUGGCAGCCAUAUUGAAACUGCUGCAAGGCCAUAUGCAUUUAUUAAAUUUGAUGCAUUCAUACAGAAGACCAAGAAACUUUAUUUGGAUUCCAGAACGCAGAGGAACCUUGCCAAGCUGAAUGAUGAGCUCUAUGAGGUGCACCAGAUCAUGACUCGCAAUGUUCAAGAAGUUCUCGGUGUUGGUGAAAAACUAGACCAGGUGAGUGAAAUGUCCAGUAGGUUGACCUCUGACACUAGAAUUUAUGCAGAUAAGGCGAAAGAUCUCAAUCGCCAGGCCUUAAUUCGUAAGUAUGCCCCCGUUGCUAUUGUGAUUGGGAUAGUACUGAUGCUCUUUUGGCUGAAGAACAAGAUAUGGUGA